Messenger RNA from Vollenhovia emeryi, 1336 nucleotides. RefSeq names its product acyl carrier protein, mitochondrial (gene ND-ACP). The record is from RefSeq and is a predicted model, not a curated record. Gene Ontology annotation, cellular component: mitochondrion. Gene Ontology annotation, biological process: fatty acid biosynthetic process. Gene Ontology annotation, molecular function: acyl binding; acyl carrier activity. The transcript is spliced from 3 exons. The coding region runs from base 706 to 1173 and encodes 155 amino acids. NCBI's taxonomy places the organism in Eukaryota, Metazoa, Arthropoda, Insecta, Hymenoptera, Formicidae.
GUACAAAGAUGGUACAUAAGUAUAAAUGUAUAAUACAUUAAUGUAAUUGACAAUAUAAUAAAUAAUCGUCAAUAGGGGAAAGUAGUUCUUGUUGAAACAUUUAUAUCUUUCUUAAUAUGCGGGCGCUCGUACUUUUUCCAAUUUCUAUGUGACGCUAAAACUUCAAUAUACACAAAGGGCACAGUUUUAUCAGAAUAAAUACUUUGCAAACAUGCGUUUUUGCAGGAGAGAUGACAAUUGUCGCGCAAUGCCUAUGUAAAAUGAUCGAAUUUCGCUAAUUUAUAUCUCGGCAACCGUGUGGGUGAAAAUUUUUUAAAUAAUUUUAUAAAGUUCCUCGCAUUUGGCUCUGCGGUAUAAAAAAGUUUGGGAUCAAAAUAUAGUGUACAGCAUACGUGACGUAUUCCCUUAACAUUUGUACACGCGAAAACGUCGUAACGCCGCGCCUCGCGUCUGGCGGACGAGACGAAAAUUGGACAAACUCGAACGUUUCGCGCCGCGCCUCUGCCAAUCGCAGCCUCGACUGAUAGCGCUGGUACGGGCUGCUGCGGGAGUAGAUGUCAGCACGCGCGAGUUUCCCCCCUCGGUAACCCGCGGGUCGUCUGCAGAGCCGAGAGUCACGAGAGGGCCAAGAAGGAAGCCUCGUCGAAGCCUCGCAGCGCGGAUCGGAGUCGGUUGUUCCCUUCGUUCGUUCAUCGUGGGUGAGAAAUGGCGUCUCUGGCGGGUGUCCGGCUGCUGGCGAGGAACGCCGGCUGCCUCAGGAGCUCGCUCGAGCGGCUGGGCCGCGCGGGCGGCGCGCUCGUUCAGAUGCGGUGCGAGCAGAGGCUGCUGCAUCGCGCCGCGCGCCAAAUCGCGCCCGUCGUGCCGCAGGGCUUAAGGGACACACGCGUCAAGCAGGUGCGCCAGUACAGUCAUAAGGAUCCGCUGACCCUUGACAUAAUCAGUCAGCGGGUGCUGCUGGUUCUCAAACUUUAUGACAAAAUUAAUCCCACAAAGCUGAGCCUGGAGUCGCAUUUCAUGGAGGACCUGGGCCUGGACUCCCUCGACCACGUGGAGAUCAUAAUGGCGAUGGAGGACGAGUUUGGCUUCGAGAUCCCGGACAUGGACGCGGAGAGGCUACUGCGACCCAAGGACAUCGUGCGCUACGUCGCGGACAAGGAGGACAUAUACGAAUAACGCGCGUCUACGCGAUAUCAUUUGCGUUUAGUCAACAUCCGCCGUUGUCUGCCCCGACUGGGAGUGUAACGGAUCACAGCGUCUUGCUUUGCUGCCGCCAUUGUUUUUUCUGUAUAUAGGUCACUUGUCAUUUACGUGAAUAAAAACAUAAGCGAAUUGUUAA